AUGCGUCAGUGCCCAGAUGUGGACAUUUAUGCGCCCGGGGGUUUCCAAAACCACGGCUACUGCGAAGACUCGGCUGCCUAUGUGAAAUUUUUAGAGUCGCGAAUACUUCCGACGUGGGCACUUACAAUGAAGUACGUGGACAACGCAACGAACGAGACGUUCUCGUACCACGACUUGUGUCCGAAGACGCCCAUGCUCUUUUUCAGUCACUACUGGGAUGGCUUCCCGGGGUCGCCGGAUUGGCCUGUAAAGAAACCGGUGUAUCUCAUGCCGAACAUUGAAAUGUAUGAGCUGACGGCUGAACAUUAUUGGGCUGUGGACGUCGUGCUUUGCAAGACGGCCAUUUGUGCGCGUUAUGUACGAAUGUGGCAUCAGCAAGAAGGCGAUCCGCGUCAUACAAAAGUGCUGUACACGAGGCACACGACGUCAGAUAUUGCAUCGCUGGCGAGGACUCGUCUUGGGGAAGAUUCAAUUAAGCCAAGGAACUGGUCGGAUGUGCACUUUGUCCACUUUAUCGGUAGAAGCGUCCACAAGGGAACCGGUGCUGUGUUAGAUUGCUGGCUUAGUCGCCCAGACUUUCCACCUUUGGACGUCUACAUGGACGAGAGGUUCUACGACGAAAAGCUGAAGGCCGAAUAUAAAAGCAAAACUCGAGACUCACAGGUGGUGACUAUUCAUCGAGGUCGCGCUUCUGCCACUGAGUUUGGCAAGUUGAUUGUAGAAUCGGCCUUUUUCAUGUGCCCGAGCAAGACGGAGGGUUACGGCCACUACAUAAACCAGGCGCGUGCUAGUGGCGGUCUCAUUGUUUCGACUAACUUGCCGCCCAUGAACGAGCUCGUGACUCCUGCGUCUGGUGUGCUUAUUCCAGCAAAGCGCCGAGCGUAUUUGCGGCAGAUGCUUGGAGGACGGUUUGAGGGAGAGCAUGGCUUGAAAGGGGUAGAUGGGUUCGUUGCCGCCGUUGAGGGGUCCGGCGUACGUCAGGCUGUCGAAGCAGUGCUAGCCAUGACUCCGGAUGAACGUGAGAAGAUGGGGGCACGGGCGAAGAGGCAGUAUUUCAUGGAUAUGAAGUUUUUUGCUUCGAAGAUGAAGGAGCUGCGGGCACUUGCCCGUGGAGUCGGGGGGGGCCUCAGUUUCGCUCUACAGACGCUGUAUGAGGUGGCUUUAUGUACAUGUAAUGUGAAAAGAAUGGGUGACAACAGGAGCUUUUUUUUUUGGAGACUGCACAAUUGCCAUGUCUGUAAGUUUGGGCGGUGCAGAAAUGAGGGAGUUGGCGGGCAAGAGCGGUAG
Messenger RNA from Peronospora matthiolae, 1287 nucleotides. NCBI's taxonomy places the organism in Eukaryota, Oomycota, Peronosporomycetes, Peronosporales, Peronosporaceae. The record is from the annotation of a GenBank genome assembly.